Onthophagus taurus is the source of this 8375-nucleotide messenger RNA. RefSeq lists its product as uncharacterized. The record is from RefSeq and is a predicted model, not a curated record. Gene Ontology annotation, cellular component: axonemal central apparatus. NCBI's taxonomy places the organism in Eukaryota, Metazoa, Arthropoda, Insecta, Coleoptera, Scarabaeidae. Gene Ontology annotation, biological process: epithelial cilium movement involved in extracellular fluid movement; axonemal central apparatus assembly.
AUGUCAUCAUUCAUAAGUCAUUAUUGACUUAUUAAUUAUUAUUAUUUAUCAAUGUCUAUUUUUUAAUCAAGCCUUUUCGUUCUUUCUGUAUAAAUAACCAUUUCUUUUUUAAUUAAAAAAAGGAAAAAUGAAAAAACCUUCAAAAACAGCAAAAAACGAUAAAUCAAAGAAUCAAGAACCUGAAAAGCCUGUAUUAACAUGGGACGAACAAACUAAACAAUUCGAUUUAAAUUCGAUUUCGGAAAUGUAUCAAGUAAAAUUUGCAAUAUUAAACGCAGAGACGCCAAAGUUUAUAAGCCACAUUGAAAAUUUACAAAGUUAUUUGUAUGUUAAUUCCAAUUUUACUAUAAAGCCAAUAAUUUUUGAAGAGGUUCAAUACAUUGUUAAACAUUACCCCGCUUGGAAUCGACCGUACGUUCCACCGGAACUCGAAAAGUGCUUUCAACAAGCGUGCGAAGAAGCGAAACUUUACACAAGGAAAUUAAAACCGAUUCCUUUGAAACUUAUGGCGAACUUAGUUAAAUUGCGAGCAAUCAUACUUGUAUACGAACACGUUUAUUACGAAUUAAAUCCGGGAGAGAAUCCGGUGUUUAACGCAGUGUCUAUUGAGGAUUUAUUAUCUUGUUCAUCAGUAACUGAAAUAUCCAUUGAAACCGAGGAGGAUGAAAAAUGUAAUGAUGAUGGUGCUUUUGUGCAAGACGAUACCACGAGUUUAAAUAAUGAAAUUGAAUUUGAUAAGGAUACAAUGAAUAUGGUUUAUAAUUAUUCUUCACCACUUUUACAAGAUUACAUAGCAGCAAUACAAAUGCAAUGGAAUCGAAGAGAAUCUAUUAAUUACGAGGACGAUUUUAAAACGAAAAAUGUACGUCCUUGGGUUUCAAGACAUUGUCAAUCUACAAUAGAUAAAAAUGCUAAUUUAACAAAACAAAAAAUGAAAAAAAGUACAUCAACGAUGGUUACCACGUCGAAAAUAAUGUAUAUAGUUCUAUUCGGAUUUUACGAUGUUCUUCUUGUAAAGGAACUCCACGAGAUUGGUAUUGAUUUUUUAUGCCUUAUAGCGUUUGGCGAAGAAAAUGAAACAACAAUCUUUUUACCGAAACCGGAAAGAUUAGAAUCACCAUCGUGCGAUUCAUUAAAUAAUUUUGUUGAUCCUAUUUAUUAUUUUUCAACAGCAACGGAAAAUAACAAAAAAGAAAAUUAUGGAGUUACUUGCAAAAAUUAUGCUUAUAUUAAGGAAUCUGUAAUAUUAAUGUUUUGGAUUAAAAUGGAAGAAUUAUGCGAAUCAAGUCAAAACUUUAACAAUAUAAUUUGGUUUCGUUAUGCAACACCUGCCCAAAGUUUCGAUGAAAAAAUAGUUUAUUCUGAUGCUUAUUGGAAAGCUGGCGCAAAACUUUUUCGUACGAUUUCUCAAUACUUACAUAGUUUAAUUUAUUUAGAAAAGUACCACCGUUUAUAUUUGAGAAGUUUAAUCGUAACCGAAUUAGGAGAUAAACCAGAACGAAUUUAUGUGAAUAAAAUGUUUUAUUAUAAUAACUCAUUAAGAAGUAUUCCACAAGAUUGUAUUAAAGUGGGUCAUAUCUUGGAAGGACUUUUAGACGAAGUUUGCAAUAGGAUUGCUAUUGAAAGUACAGAAACUAAUAAAGAAAACAUCGGUGAUGAGUUUUUUGGUGAAGAAGAUUUCAUUCAAGAGUAUUUCGGUGAAGAAUAUUUUGGCGAAGAGUACACAAAAAAAAUCAUAGAAACACCCAUCUCAAAACAUAACAAGAAAACAGAAAAAUUUCUUUUACGCCUAUUCAAAAAAUUUAAAUUUUCUUAUAUGCCUGUUGAUCCAAUAUCAUUUGUUAACUCCCAUUCAAAUUUGUUAUCAAUCGAUAAUAACAUGGAAUUAACACGAAAACGAUUUGAAAUAUACGCCUCAAAUAAAUUAGAAUUAGAAACAAAAUAUUACCCAAAACUCCAAAAUACGUUAAAAUUAACAACGAUCGAACAUUUAAAACAAUCGUUUCCCGCCUUGUUAUGGAAAAUUUACGAUGAAGAUGAAGAUUUUCAAGAUCGUUCCGUUUCCUCGCUUAUUUUUCAAACUUGGUUGAGUUACAUUCGCUUAUCUCAACAACAAUGUAGCGAACGAUUAUCGAUUAAAUUUUGUGAAUCGGUACAAUGCCAAGAAAAAUCGAAAUAUUACAGUUUUUGUGGGUUGCAUGAAUACUUCGUUAAACCAAUUUGGUUAUCUACUGUUGGUAGUGUAAAGGAGGAAGGUAUUGAUACUUGCAAAGUUAAAGUUAAUACAUCGCAAAUAUAUCGCACGCCUAGUGAUGGGAGUCAAGCGGAAGAUUUUCAUUGGCAAGAAAAAUUAACACCAGAAGUUUUAUUACAACAAACGUCAGAAGAUUUUACUUAUUAUGAUUGUUGCGAUCAUCUUUAUUCGCCAUUUCUUGAUAAAAUUAUCGUUCGAUUUCAUGAUCCUACAGAUGACUUUGGUUCUUCAGUUUAUAUUUGGGAGGAAAGCAUUCGUUCACCAAUUGGUUUAUACAACUUCUACAAACACAUCAUUUUCGAAGAUUCAAGGUGGUUAAAAGAAUUAGAAGAUACUUUAGCAAAUUUAGAAGCUUUUCCACCCCAAUCAAUUUAUAAUUCUUCACAAGCUAAUUCCUUAAACAUGCUAGAAGAAGAAAUAAAAACCCCUUUGGAUAAUUUUGAAGACGUCCCUUACAUUUUAACAACAAUUCAAACAUUCGAAGAAUUCUUUAUACAAUCGCCUUUUAUAACUUCAAAUAAUAUAUUAACAGCUUUUAAUUUAGACGAUAGAGCAGGAGCUGGUGGGACGACAACAAUCUUUCAUAGCACCGAGGGUCUCAAAAUAACGGUUGAUGUUCAAAGGGUUUUUGGAACGAGAAAUAUUAAUUUGAAAGUGCAAGGUGAUCGACAUGUUUUUAUUCUUCACGCGAAUCCGAAAAAUCAGUUUUUAUUUCAUUUCGAAUCGCCUAAUGGGAUAAGAAUUGUUUUUGCAAAACCCAAAAAUGAAGAAAUUAAACCGAAAAGUUACGAAAUUAUAAAAAGGAAGGAGAAUAAAAAAGUUUUCGCUGAAAAAGAAAGUUUCCUCAAAGAAACGAAUUACAUUAAUUUCAAAAAACGAUCCGAAUUUGGCGAAAAAAGAAAACUAACAGACGAUUCGUUCGAAAAUAUAUUUUUUAACGUUUGUAACGAAAAUAUCAACGAAUCAACAUCAAGAAAUUCAUUAAGAGAUGUUGAAUCGGUUGAUGAUAUCGCGUUAAAAUCAACGUUUAGUUUAACAACGAUCAGUAAACGUUCGAUUCCCCCACCGAUCGGUUUUGAGAAAGUUUUUAACGAUUUACGGAAAAUAAAAAGAAACACGAUUCCUCAUUUCAAAAUUAUUUCAACAGCUCUUCAUAAAAGAAAAUACGUUUCAGUUUUACGAAACAAAAUCACUUUAAAUUUUUUAAAUCGUUCAAUUCCAAUCAAAUUUAUUCCCAAAAUCGAUGUUUCUAAUAAAAUUGAAAUCUCAAAAUGUUCAGGAAUAAAUUUACCUUUUGAUACAGUAACAUUAAAUGAUGAAAUAAAUAAAGAAAUCGAAAUUGGUGAAGAAUCGAUUCAAAAUGACUUAAAUGAAGAAACUAACGAUAUAAAACCAAAUGGAAAAGAACCAGAAAAACAAGAAGAUAUAAUCGAAAAAUACGAUGUGAGGAUUACUUUACCAUCAGGGUUACAAAUAUCAACAAUUCCUGAUCCUGAUGAUUCUAAUAAAUUAUUAGUUGUACAAAAAUAUUUAAUAAAAGGGGCUAUGAACGAUUCAAUUGAAGAUGAAGUUUCAAGAACGUUUACAAGACAAGGAUUUAUUAGAAUUAAAUAUCAAAAUGGUUCGAUGAAAAUGUUUGGAUUAAAUGGAAAAACGAUUUCGGGGGAAAUCGUUUCAAUAAAACCCGAAAAUGUUAAAAGAAAACCGAGCAAAAUUUAUUUCGAAAACUUGUAUUACAACAAAUGUAUUAAAUUACACAAAAAUAUUCAUAAAAAAAUUAAUCGGUUUCAAAAAAGAUUCAUCAACAAACCAGGUUUAAGAUAUUUAAGAUUAACCCUUAGUAAACGAGAUAAAUUUUUUAAAAGUCUUUUAAACGAUUUCAAAAACACUCCUUAUUUAUUUGAUUACGUUAAAUUAACACCUCGGCAAUUAUUAACACCGAUUAUUUUUAAAAUUCACAAAGAUUCGUUUCAAGAUCAUUAUAAAUUUAAUUUUACAACGAAGGAUUCUUUUACGAGCAUUAACAGCGAUGGCCAACAAGUUACCUCGUUUCUUGAUGGAACAAUAAUAUCAUCUUGGUAUCAAAUAGCACAAGAAAUGAUCGUAAUUGAAACUGAUGAUUUAGACGGUGUUUUAGAAAUCGAUGAUGACGAUUAUUCCUGCAACUUUUUAGUACCUAAAAUAGGGGGUUGGAUCGAUGUUAGUUUAUGUAUUCAAUUUCAACAUCGUCAAUACGCAACGGUGGUUUAUCGAUUAGAUGGUGAGGAAGUUUCAAUUUAUCUUCCUGAUAACAUCGAGGUAAAAAUAAAAUCGGAUGGGACUUAUUUCCUUAAUUUAAACGACACAAUGUACGGUCAAAUAUCAUCGGAAAAAAUUAAAAUUCGAAGCAAUUUUUGCAAGAAAUGUUACGAUUGUUGCGAAACAAAUCUUUAUGUUAAACAUUUAUAUAAUAACAACGAAGAUAUCCCACCUUACGAUAUUCUUUUAGAAGCCAAAGACAAUUUUAAUAAAUAUUUUAAAGUUGAAUAUUGCGGGAUGUGUUACCGAAACAAAAAUUAUCAAGAUGGGGACACAACAACGUGUCAAUCCCAUCGAAAAGAUACGAUGGAAAAGUUUUAUUCGUUCGAUAGAAAUUUUUCAGGCACAGCUUAUUGGACUAAUUCAAUGUUUAUGGAUAGAAUUUUAUGCGCACGUGGUAAAUACAAAAAAGAAAACGUUAAAUAUUAUUUAGAUGAGAAUCAAUCGAUUCGAGCGUACGAAAUUAUUAGUUAUUUUGUUCAACAUUAUUGCGAUCGAUUUUUAAUGCAAUAUAGGAGAUCAGAUCCACCAGCUCUUUUAAUGCCGAAAUCAAAACCGCAAUGUUUCGGCCCUAUCGCUUAUAUCAAAAGGCGAUUUGUUGAAAUUCUCCCAGAUUUAACCGCGAUUAUUCCCUUACUAAACGCGAUUAAUCAAUGGAAUGUACAAAGACCGUGGGAAUUACACUUACCCACAGAUGAAAUGAUCGAUGGACCAAUUCUGCCAAAAAUAUCAACCACCUCGAGCGAAAGCAGUUUAAAUCUGAAAUUAACCCCACGUUUUAUUGAAACAGCUGUUGAACAAUUUAAAGAUCUUAACGUGUUAGCAAAAGAUUUUCGAAUUAAUAGAUACAGCAACGGCGACAGUUUUAGUGAAAUUAUAGAUGAUAAUCAACCUGUGUGUAAAUGCGAACAAGAUAAAUCGCAAGAUAUAUCGUUCGACUCGGAUAUUGAAACGCAAUUAAAUACUUUUUAUGAAAGAUUUCCAGAAAAAUCUUUUACCAAGCGAAAAGAUACAACGCCUUGGUCGUCCAUGGAUGCAAUGAGUAAAAUGCUUGUUGUUCCAGUUAAUUCGAAAAUUUCCAAUAUUUCCAAACCUAAAAAGCAUAAAGAAAUUUUAGUUCUAAAUGACGAUUUAAAUAACGAUUCGUCAUCUUUAGACUUUAUAAAGCAAACAGAAAAAGGAUCGAAACGAAAAUCAUUACCACCUAUACAAGUUAUACCAUUUGAAAAAAAUUUUAAUAGUAAAAGUACUUCAAUAUUAUUUCCUUUAUUGCAACCAGGCAUAUUUGAAUGGAGAAAAGCCGACCUAAACGAGUCAUCAUGUUCAGAAAUUAGUGAUACAAAAGAUACUAAAGAAAUGAAUCAGAAAUUAGCUAAAAAGAAGCAAUACAACAAAAAUAAAUCCACAGAAACCCAACAACCUUUUGAUGUAUUAGGUUUAAAUGCAACAAAAAAUAUAAGUGGAACUAUUUUAGUAGCAAAAACAGGUAGUCAAGAUAAAACACGUCAAGAGAAAACGAGUCAAGUUAAAAUGAACGGAUCUAAACAAGAAGUAAUCGAAAAACAAGAAGGUUCUAUUACGAAUCAAAAAUCGGAAAAAUCUGUUUUGAAAAUGACUAGUAUGGAUAAGAUUUAUAAAAAAAAUUCGUUGAAUAUCAAAAUGUCUUCAGAUCCAGGUUCAAAUAGUGAAUCAGAAACCGAACACCGCAAUAGAUCAAGAUCGGGGAGCCCCAACGACGACAAAUCAGGUAGAUCGAGAAGUCCCUCUGGCUCACGUUCAGGAUCAGGUACCCCACAAAAUAGAUCUAGAUCAAACACACCUGGUUCGAAUAAAUCUUGGGGCUCUAGAAAAUCAGGGCGUUCACGAUCAGGUUCUGGAGACUCGAACAAAUCACGUUCACAAAGCAGAUCACCAAAAAGUGGUAGAUCAAGAAGUGGAUCACCAAAAAGUGGUAGAUCAAGAAGUGGAUCGCCAAAAAGUGGAAGAUCAAGAAGUGGAUCACCAAAAAGUGGGCGCUCAAGAAGUGGAUCACCAAAAAGUGGGCGCUCAAGGAGUGGAUCACCAAAAAGUGGGCGCUCGAGGAGUGGAUCACCUAAAAGUGGGCGCUCAAGGAGUGGAACACCAAAAAGCGGACGAUCAAGAAGUGGAAGUCCAAAAAGUGGACGAUCUAGAAGUGGGAGUCCAAAAAGUGGGCGAUCUAGAAGUGGGAGUCCAAAAAGUGGACGAUCUAGAACUGGAACUCCAAAAAGUGGAAGUCCCAAAUCAAUACGAUCACCAAGUGGGUCACCUAAAUCCGUGAGAUCGCAAACUUUUAAUAGAUCUAGGUCCAAAAGUGGUUCAGUUAAAAGUAGGAGUAGAUCAGGAAGUAGAGAAUCAAAUAGAUCAAAAUCUCGAUCACCAGGAAGUCCCGGAUCAAGAAGAUCCCCAUCAGGAAGUCCAAAAUCGCAUAGAUCAGGAUCUGCAGGAUCACACAGAUCUGGUUCUCAAGGUUCUAGAAGAUCUAGCGUUAGAUCAAGAAAAUCUAGCGCAGGAUCAGUUAAAUCUAACACAGAAAGAACAUCUAAAUCAAGAUCUCAUUCACCAAAAUUAACCGAAAAAGACGAUAAAAACGAUCCAGAUAGUCCCGUUAUUGAGAAGAAAAAAGAAAUUAAAAGAAGUAAUCUAAUUGAUUCUGAAAGUGAAGAGGAAGAAAAGAAAGAAGAAGCCGACGCUGCAGCUCUCUUUGGAGAUGCAGACGACAUCAGUAGUGAGGAAGAAAAAGAACCAGAAGAGAACCGCGAAGAUUUACGUCGAAGCGACGAAGAACAAGAUGAAAGAGAUCGAGAUAGAAGAUCUGAUGAAGAAAACGAACAACAACCAGUACGCGAUGAAGAAGAGAAAGAACCGGAGGAGCCAAUUCCCGAAACACGUAUAGACGUAAACAUCCCAAAGAUCAGUUGCGAUCUCGGAAGAGAUAUUCAUUUCGUAAAACUUCCCAAUUUCUUAUCAGUCGAAACGAGGCCGUUUGAUCCAGAAACUUAUGAAGAUGAAAUUGACGAGGAGGAAACUCUGGAUGAGGAGGGUCGGGCCAGAUUAAAAUUAAAAGUCGAAAAUACGAUUCGAUGGCGGGAAGUUUUUGAUAAUGAAGGAAAUAUUGUGCAAGAAUCUAAUGCGAGAUUUGUAAGAUGGUCUGAUGGGUCGCUUAGUUUACAUUUGGGUUCGGAAAUUUUCGAUGUUUAUAAACAACCUUUACAAGGUGAUCACAAUCAUUUAUUCAUUAGGCAAGGUACAGGGCUUCAAGGUCAGGCCGUUUUUCGUACGAAACUUAGCUUUAGGCCUCAUUCAACUGAAAGUUUCACGCAUAGAAAGAUGACGUUAUCUUUAGCUGAUAGAUCGCAAAAAACUUCUGGUAUUAAGAUUUUAUCUCAAGUUGGAAUUGAUCCUGAUCAAGAUAGGAAAACAUUAUUGAAAAAAGAGGAAGAAAAACUGCGCCAAACUUCCCGCCCCAAACCAAAAAGAACUCGCGAUCCAACCAGCAGUCGAAGUCACGUUACCAGUGCAACUUAUAGAGAGGAAGAAGGAAGUGAUGAAGACGGAGCUAUUUCACUUAAUGCUAUUAAGAAUAAAUAUAAAUCAGGAAGUGUUAUAAAUACAACACCGCAUAAAGGUGGUGCUAUUUAUUCAUCAGAUGAGGAAGGUUCAGAUUUUGAAGGAAAAAGGGGACGAAAAUUGGAUAGAUCGAAAGCAUUAAAAGACUCAGAAUCAAGUGAAGAUAGUGAUUAAAAAAAAUUGUAUUUUUUAAUUAAGAAUAAUACAAUUAAAAAGAUUUUUUUAUUAAAAACUU